AGACGAUAGUGGCAAAAGUCCAUAUCUCUCAUCUACUCGAUUUCUAUAAAUCGCGAUCUCCGGAAUCGAGAGAGAGCUACCAAUAUUUCUCUCGAUCAAACUAUCCAACUUCUUCGGUUCCUUAUAAAGCAAGAACCUUUUUAUUUAUUUUGGUAUUGCAACCCCAAACCCUACUUUGUCCAGCGAGAAAAGAAGAGGGCUUUCGUCUGAUUCCGCUAAAUCUCUAGUCUUUAUUUAAAGAUCAUGGAUUCCGAUGAUGAUAUGCUCGAUGCCCACGAUAUGGAAUAUGGAGAUGAUGAUUUUUACAGCGGCGGCACCGAUGAUUACGACGAUAGUGAUGAUGUUGAAACUGAUUACGGGUUUGGUGAGGCAGACGCCGAUGAUUCCGCCAUUAUCGCCUCCCAUCGCUCUCAGAUAAAUUAUGUUGUUCUCAAGGAAGAAGAUAUUCACAGGCAUCAGAACGAUGAUGUUGGGCGAGUUUCCGUGGUCCUCUCCAUAACCGAUGUCGAAGCAAGCAUUUUGCUUCUUCACUAUCACUGGGAUGUUAGUAAAGUUCAUGAUGAAUGGUUUGCGGAUGAGGAGAGAGUUCGGAGAACUGUUGGCAUAUUAGAGGGACCUGUUGUUCCAACACCUGAUGGCAGAGAACUUACAUGUGGAAUAUGCUUUGAAUCCUACCCUCUUGAGGAUAUUGUAUCGGCUUCUUGUGGUCAUCCUUUCUGCAAUACAUGUUGGACGGGUUAUAUAAGCACAACCAUCAAUGAUGGCCCAGGAUGUUUGAUGCUAAAAUGUCCUGACCCUUCUUGUCCUGCUGCUAUUGGUCGAGAUAUGAUCGAUAAAUUGGCUUGUAAGGAAGACAAGGAGAAGUAUUAUAGAUAUUUUCUUAGAUCUUAUGUUGAAGACAACAGAAAGAUGAAGUGGUGUCCUGCCCCAGGAUGUGAGCAUGCAAUUGAUUUUGCUGCUGGGACUGAAAGUUAUGAUGUUUCGUGCUUGUGUUCGCAUAGCUUUUGCUGGAAUUGCACUGAAGAGGCUCACCGUCCUGUGGAUUGUGACACAGUUGGGAAAUGGAUACUAAAGAACAGCGCUGAAUCUGAAAAUAUGAAUUGGAUACUUGCCAAUUCAAAGCCUUGUCCAAGGUGUAAGCGGCCAAUUGAAAAGAAUCAUGGCUGUAUGCACAUGACAUGCACACCACCUUGUAAACAUGAGUUUUGUUGGCUUUGCCUUAACGCAUGGACAGAACACGGGGAAAGAACUGGUGGGUUUUAUGCCUGCAACCGGUAUGAGGCGGCUAAGCAAGAAGGGUUGUAUGAUGAGGCUGAAAGGAGGCGAGAGAUGGCAAAAAAUUCGCUAGAGAGAUACACUCAUUACUAUGAACGCUGGGCAAGCAAUCAAGUGUCGAGGCAAAAAGCUAUGGGGGAUCUGCAGAAAAUGCAAUCAGAGAAGCUUGGGAAGCUUAGUGACAUACAGUGCACACCAGAAUCUCAGCUCAAGUUUAUCACAGAAGCUUGGCUCCAGAUCAUUGAAUGCAGACGGGUACUUAAAUGGACAUAUGCAUAUGGAUACUAUCUACCAGAUCAUGCUAAGCGACAAUUUUUUGAGUAUUUGCAAGGGGAGGCUGAGUCAGGUUUGGAGAGGCUCCACAAAUGCGUAGAGAAGGAUUUAGAGGUGUUUCAAAUUGCUGACGGCCCUUCAGAUGAAUUCAAUCAUUUCCGGACAAAAUUAACUGGUUUAACCAGCAUAACAAAAACCUACUUCGAAAAUCUGGUGAAAGCUCUGGAGAAUGGUCUUGCUGAUGUGGAUAUACAAGCUGCUAGCAGCAAACCAGCAAACUCUAAAUCGUCUAGCAAGACAAAAGGCGGUGGAAAAGGUAAAGGAAGCUCCAAAAAUGGCGGGUCCAGCAGAAAUCCAGAUGACAAUUGAGAUCUCUCAGGUUUCAGUUGCAUCACUCAGUCUCUCCCACAAAGGUCGAGAUUACUCGGGAAGAAGAAGAAAGAAUUUUUAAGAGUUCAGCAAAUUGGAGAAAGGUUUGGGGUUUACAAUACUUUUGAGUACACUCCUGUGAGUUUGAAGGCUGUUAAGGCACAAGACUGCAUGCACAAGUGAACUAUCUCUCUCUGUCUUAAGGUUUCAUGUUAGUCUUUGGUUACCCUAAAUAUUGUAUAGUAUAAAAGAAUCUGCACAUUGUUACUUUGGCUUUUAAUUGCCUUUUGAACCAAACUCAAGUUUCUUUUCCGAAAAA
Messenger RNA from Arabidopsis lyrata subsp. lyrata, 2236 nucleotides. Its product is annotated as probable E3 ubiquitin-protein ligase ARI5. The transcript is spliced from 15 exons. Lineage: Eukaryota; Viridiplantae; Streptophyta; Magnoliopsida; Brassicales; Brassicaceae. Gene Ontology annotation, molecular function: zinc ion binding; ubiquitin conjugating enzyme binding; ubiquitin protein ligase activity. Bases 244 to 1917 code for a protein of 557 amino acids. Gene Ontology annotation, biological process: positive regulation of proteasomal ubiquitin-dependent protein catabolic process; protein polyubiquitination; ubiquitin-dependent protein catabolic process. The record is from RefSeq and is a predicted model, not a curated record. Gene Ontology annotation, cellular component: cytoplasm; ubiquitin ligase complex.